Endocarpon pusillum Z07020 is the source of this 861-nucleotide messenger RNA. RefSeq lists its product as uncharacterized. The record is from RefSeq and is a predicted model, not a curated record. Lineage: Eukaryota; Fungi; Ascomycota; Eurotiomycetes; Verrucariales; Verrucariaceae. The coding region runs from base 1 to 861 and encodes 286 amino acids. The transcript is spliced from 2 exons.
AUGGCAGCUCUUGCACUGGCUAUCAAUUUCGCCAUACUAAUUUUUGACCAUUUUCCUCAAGCCUCCAUGUUUGAAAAAUGGCAGGAAAGCAUCCCACGCAUCCGAGAAAAGCUAUGCAAAGUCUCAGCAGUUCUGACUCUGGCUCAAGUGAUUACCAGUCUGGCUCUCGCUAUCCCCACAUUAACGGUCAUGAAAUGCACGAUUUCGGCGUACCACUACAACCUAGUAUGCUACCUCUGUCUGAUUGCAAGCUCAUCCUACUUCACCACCGCUCUGAUAACCUACGAGCACACUGAUUCAAGACUCCGCGGUGGUGCCCAACUUGGUUUUACCCUAGGAACUCUGGUGCUCACGAUCAUUCUUCACUACAAAAAAGUCCUGCAGACCAAUAUAUUCCCCAUGUUCAGACCACAUGAAAUGCCGUCUGGGAACAGGAUCAGUACCGGUCUUGUCCUGCCUGCAGCGUGCUUCCCACAAUGCCCAGGCGCGGCCAGCUUGACGGGCGACCUUGCUAAUUUCACGAGAUCUGACCGAUGGACGGAGCCAGAUUCCACCAUCACGAAUUCAACCGAGCCUCGCUUAAACUAUUUCGCCAAAUCCGGCUCAAACGAUGAUCUGGGCAAGGCUUUUGACAUAGGCUCAUCUCUCUUGGUUUCCGUGGCCGGUUUGGUCCUCUUCAUGUGUUUCAUCGUGGAAACCAGUUUGCUGAAAAAGUGUUGCAAUCGCAAUGAUUGGGAACAAGAAAACUAUUCGAGAUCAAGCAGCAGCAUCUUCAAAAGCCGCGCCUUAGGCUGUGUUCGCGCCGUCUUUUGGCUCAUGUCCAUUGCCCAACUAAUUAUGGAGACCAUACGCUUCAAGUAG